CAUCUCAUCACAUGUCCUGAGCUCCUGAAGAACCUCACAAAAGUACAGCAAAAAUCACAGUUAUUCGGGGUAUAUGCGCUUCACUAGAUCUACUGGAUCAUCUGAGAGAUUCAACUGAAUCAAGAUGCUGCUGAUGAUUGAAGCUCUUCUUUUAAUUUCAGCUGCUGUAGGACAGGAUCCAAGAAGUGAUGCUGCUGAUGGACCGAUAUUUCCAUUGGAUAUGGCAGAAAAUUCAGUUGAUGACCUUUAUGUUGGUUGCAAAACUAACAUGGCAGACCAGGUGAAGACAGUAUUGUUAAAGAAUGAACUCAAUAUGUUACCUGAAUUUAAAACAGUCUGGCAGAAUGGUGAAAGGAAUGCCAAGAUCCCAAAUGAUAACUUGACAUGGGAUCAUUCAGUUGCCAUUUAUGUGUACACUAAUUCAGAUUUUAAUCUGUAUCAGAAUUUCAAUAAUGCUGUUCGUACUGAAAAACAAAAUUACCAAGACAAGGAAUUCCCAUGGUAUUCACUUUUCUUUUUCCUGACAGAAGCAAUACAAAUUCUGAAAGAAAUGCAAAAUGGAUGCAAAUUAACAUAUCGUGGUACAAAUGUUGAAUUUCAUGAGAAUGUCCUGAACACAGAGGUUCGUUUCGGCCAGUUUGCUUCAUCCUCACUUGAUCGUACAGAAGCAAGAGUAUUUGGAACUAAAUCUUGUUUUGAAAUCAGAACUUGUGAAGGUGCUGAUCUGACAAAAUACUCUAAAUUUCCUAAUGAGAAAGAGGUACUGAUUCCUCCAUAUGAGAAGUUUAGUGUCACUGCAGUCAAGAGAAGAACAGAUUAUGAAGAUCUCUGGUGUGACACUGUGUACAUAUUGGAAAGCACUGGAGUAAGAAGUGACCUGAACUGUGCGUUCUUCAGGAAUCAAGCGGAGACAUGUAAAACAUCAGCAUUAAACAAUAAUGCAUUUUGCAGAUGCGUUCUUCAAAAACUAGGUAGAUUGCAUUCAAGUUAUAUAAUCGAUCAGUCAGAGGAGUUUUUAGGCAAUAUAGGAGGUUGCUCUGUGCUUCGUCAGCUGAGCAGACGCAGAGUCUAUCCCAUGAAUAGAGGAAUUAACUUGCUGAACCAAAAUAAUCAGAAACGGCUCUGCUAUCAGUUCUUGUAUUCCAUGAGAAUCAACCGUAACAUUCUGACUUUACUAAAGCCUUGUUGUAGCGUCUGUGAUAAAGUAAUAAUUCAAAAGUUAUACAAUUUCACUUGAUCGGUCUAUUCAUUUCAGUUAAAGUUUAUUUGUAUUGUUUUUCACAAAGCAGUUUUACAGAAAAUGCAUGCUAUGUUACAACCAAGAGUAAUCUGAUAUCUAUCCAAUAACUACAUAUUACUUGUAAUUUUUUUGGUUAUUUUCCUAUUAAUGCUAGAUUUUGUGUUUUAUGUUGUAUUGUCUACAAAAGAAAGUUAGGGAUCAGGGAAUGUUUCCAUUUAUAAGUUUUUGAGGUAUGAUACG
Messenger RNA from Onychostoma macrolepis, 1480 nucleotides. It is a transcript of the gene art4, whose product is annotated as ADP-ribosyltransferase 4 (inactive) (Dombrock blood group). The transcript has 3 exons. The record is from RefSeq and is a predicted model, not a curated record. The coding region runs from base 125 to 1237 and encodes 370 amino acids. Gene Ontology annotation, molecular function: NAD+ poly-ADP-ribosyltransferase activity; NAD+-protein-arginine ADP-ribosyltransferase activity. NCBI's taxonomy places the organism in Eukaryota, Metazoa, Chordata, Actinopteri, Cypriniformes, Cyprinidae.